AAAACCCUUGCGUCGGAUGGCUGGUCUCUUAAACCUCACUUCAUCACUCAGUCUCAACGCCCAUGACUUCACUCGCCCCUAAAUUCCGCAAUCUUCUCCGCCUUCCUAAUUUUUCCACCGCGGCGUGUCCACACAGGAUAUCGAAGGUUUUCUUCUCGACUGACUCAUUUAACUGGGGAAAUUCCCCUGACAAAGAGGGUGUACAUGCCCCGGAAAUUGAGGAUGAUGAUUUUCUUUCUGAGAGGCCGGAGUUACAGCUCCAGGGCGUUGAUCCCAGGAAAGGCUGGAAUUUUCGCGGCGUGCACCGGGCAAUUAUAUGUGGAAAAGUUGGUCAAGCCCCCAUCCAAAAGAUCUUGAGGAAUGGUAGAACUGUGACCACAUUCACUGUAGGAACUGGAGGUAUGUUUGAUCAGCGGACCAUAGGUUCUCAUGACUUGCCAAAACCAGCUCAGUGGCAUCGUAUUGCAGUUCACAACCCUAUGCUUGCUGCCUAUGCAGUGCAACAAGUUGUGAAAAAUUCUUCUGUUUAUGUUGAGGGUGAUAUUGAAACAAGAGUCUACAAUGACAGCAUCAAUGGAGACAUAAAAAGCAUACCAGAAAUUUGUGUGCGUCGUGAUGGAAGGGUUCGGCUUAUAAAGGCAGGGGAAAGUAUGAGCAGUAUUUCUAUCGAUGAGCUACGUGAAGGAUUAUUUUAGGGAAGUGCGUCAACACAAGUCUCAUCAUGUAGGCGGAAGAAGGAUCUCAAAAUAAUGAGUGAAACUGAUUCCAACAGGUCGAGACAUGUCUUCUAAUAUCUGGCAAUGUAUAUUGUUUCCUUCUUGCAGUUACCUUCACUUCUUUAAGUUUCUAUUGAUAUUUUGUAUUUUUCAUAAAUUUAUAGCUUGUAGCGGAUCGAUUAGGUAUAAUUCAUGUGUGACAAUCAAUGUGGUGAUAAAUUUGAGUUUUGGUGAUUGCUGCCCAA
This is a messenger RNA of Salvia hispanica, 961 nucleotides long. RefSeq names its product single-stranded DNA-binding protein, mitochondrial-like. NCBI's taxonomy places the organism in Eukaryota, Viridiplantae, Streptophyta, Magnoliopsida, Lamiales, Lamiaceae. Gene Ontology annotation, cellular component: mitochondrial nucleoid. The record is from RefSeq and is a predicted model, not a curated record. Gene Ontology annotation, molecular function: single-stranded DNA binding. Gene Ontology annotation, biological process: mitochondrial DNA replication; positive regulation of helicase activity.